Messenger RNA from Podarcis lilfordi (Lilford's wall lizard), 6177 nucleotides. The record is from the annotation of a GenBank genome assembly. NCBI's taxonomy places the organism in Eukaryota, Metazoa, Chordata, Lepidosauria, Squamata, Lacertidae.
CAGAAUGAAGAAGCAAAAUAAAACUGAUCAAUUGUUCUAUGUAAGAGCCAUUUUUCACUCAUCCCUUGUCUCCUGUUUUUGUUGUGGCUUGUGUUUACCUAUACAACUUUAUUUAUAACUUCUCAGACUGUCUUUACCUAAAGCCUGUCAAUCGUAUGUAGGCUACUAAUACACUUUUUCGAACUGGAACUGAUGUGUGCAUUCAUGAACACUAUACAUGAUGAAGCUGAAAUAUAAAAUCAAGACAAUAGAAAAAGUAUAAUGAAAAUGAUUGGAAGUUUUUUAUAGAAGACUUUAUUGGAUAAGACAUGAUGUUGUAUAAAUAUUUGGCUUUCUUUUUCAAUUGACAUUUUCUUGCUACUGUUAAACUCUUUUUUGUCCUUCUUUUCUUCUUUCUUCUUUUUUGUGCUUAACUCUGUUGUACUUACCUUUAUUGUAUGAUUGUAUUUUAAAUUGUAUUUUAAAUGAAUAAAGAUCAGCCUCAUGUCCCCUCCUUUCCCUUUCCCUGUCACAUCUAGAGUUACUCAGCAGGUGACGUCAUUGUGCUUUUCCACUCAUGUUCCGGUUCCAUUGGGACUGGAAAACUCGGUCUGAAAUUGGAGCAUGCAUUGAGUAACCCUCCUUGACAAAGAAAGGGCAAAGAAUAAGUCAAGAGGCUGUUGAUUGUCACAUCCCAUUUAAAGCAAAUUGUUUCUACCAAAUAAUCCUGGGAACUGUAGUUUGCUUCUCACAGAGUUAGAAUUUCCAGCACCCAUAACAAACUACCUUUCCCAGGAUUGUGGAAGGCGUUUUGCUACAGUCCUGAUGGCCAACAAACAAAGGCAGCAGAAUCCACUGAAAACUGCCGCGGUUGUAAACUGCCUUGAAUCUGCUCGAUGUGCAACCACAACACAGUGGAUGUUUUCCUGGGUAGAUAGUAACCAUUCACCUGUUACCGUGGUACCUCGGGUUACAUAAGCUUCAGGUUACAGACUCUGCUAACCCAGAAAUAGUGCCUCGGGUUAAGAACUUUGCUUCAGGAUGAGAACAGAAAUCAUGCUCCGGCGGCAUGGCGGCAGCAGGAGGCCCCAUUAGCUAAAGUGGUGCUUCAGGUUAAGAACAGUUUCAGGUUAAGAACGGACCUCCGGAACGAAUUAAGUACUUAACCCGAGGUACCACUGUAUAUAGUUGGCUGUUGUAACAGACGUAACUCAACAGAGAGUUACAAAGGCAAGCAAUGCCAAAUAAGGUGAGAUAAAACUUAAAGAUCCAGACACUUUCCACAUCACAUUUUCUUGCCACCAGUGCAUACUGAUGUAAAAUAUACCUAUCUGAAAAAUAAAUUAUAGUGUGGAUUACAGAACUAUUUCAUGCAUCCAGAAUCAUUUAUACACAAUAUUAAGUACUUCACUUUAGUUGUCACUAAAAAGUUAAUUGUGGGGAGCAUUACUAAAUUGCAUUUCUGUUAUACUUCCAGUAUGUUAUGUUUGUGGGGAGCGGGGAGAACCUUUCCCUUAGAUGGCAAAUAGGUGGAUAUAAGAUUAAGUGAUACACCUUGGUGCUUGACUAGCUCCUGUGUCCUACACUGCUGGGAAUUCAUUCUGGGAUAUGCUGGUUAAUGAGAACUACAGACUACAAUGCUAAUUCGGUCCCAGUGUUCCCUAGCAGGUGCCUCAGUUGCAGAUGCUUUUUGUCAGGCUGCAUGAAUUGUUUGAGAAGUGAAGGGAAAAUUACUUAGGGCUGCAUGUUGUGUUGAAACUUGGUCAGCAAUCAUUGAUACAGGGCUCAGAGGGAGGCAUAUUUUCUUUCAGCUUAUGAAAAUGAACAACCAUGGCUUGCUCUAAUGCUUGGAACAAGAGUGGUGGCUACUAUAAAUCUUUCAGGAUAAUAGGAUGCAGUUCUGAUCAAACCCCUGGAGGCAAUUUUCUUCCUUAGUUAAGAAGGAGUGUAAGGAAGGUAUGAAGAGCUGUGAGGAACAAUGCUGUUGUAUAUCUUGAGCUUUACAUGACAGCUUCCAUGGAAUGGGCAGUACAGUGGUACCUCGGGUUACAGACGUUUCAGGUUACAGACGCUUCAGGCUACAGACUCUGCUAACCCAGAAAUAGUACCUCGGGUUAAGAACUUUGCUUCAGGAUGAGAACAGAAAUCAUGCGGCGGCAGCGGGACCUCAGGUUAAGAACAGUUUCAGAUUAAGAACGGACCUCCAGAACGAAUUAAGUUCUUAACCUGAGGUACCACUGUACUGCUGGACAGAGCUAUUGGCUUUGAAGGUUCUUGGAAGGUUUAACAAACCACGGCAGAUAAUGGCCCACUUAGUGACCUGCAUCUUUAAGACACAAACUGCCACCUAAAUCAGGAGCAGAGAACCUUUUUCAGUCUGGGGGCUGGGUGGUGGGUAGAAGCUGCGGCAAAAGUAGGCAGGAUCAGUAGCGGUUGGCUCCGCUGAUGCGUUUGCACCAUGCUGACUUUCGGCAUCGUCCAUCAGCUUGAUUUGCCAUUCUUCUUUGGUCGGGGUUUCCUCUUCCUUCCGUCUCUGGGCUAGUAGCAUCCGAGCGGCCAUUGUAGCAUAUGUGACCAGUUUCCUCUGAUCUUUGGGAUCGUGGUACCUAUAAUUCCUAAUAAAAAGCUUCUGGUUUUUUAGCAAAGGUUAUUUUAAACAUUUUUUUCAUUUCAUUAUAUAUCAUUUCCCAGAAUUUUUUUGUUGCAUUACAAUUCCAUUUACCUUCUUUUCCUUUACAUUUCCAACAUAUAUUGGUACUUGUUCUAUACAUUUUUGCUAAUUUUACUGGGGUUAAGUAGGUCCUCUGCAUCUUUCAAUAGAAUCGUUGUGAAGCGAACCAACAAAUCUGCAGCACUUUCUAAGCUGUCUUUGUAGAAGCAGCAAAAUGCCUCGGAAUUCAAUUUCCCUCUUAGCUUUUUUUGCUGUAGACUAAAAUCCACGAGGCACCUUUAGCAGCUUAAACAGCACAGAACAGCAUGUUCCAACUGUUCCCCCACUCCUGAAAUAGUGGUGAAAAAAUGAAAGUUAUAAUCACUUAACUCAAAAGCAAUUCCUGCUGCCAGUAUCAUCAUCAUCAUCAUCAUUAAAGCCUUCUGGUUGAAAAGAUCUACUCUUACAGAGAAUAAACUGGAAUGUCAGGCAAUCCAAUCCAGAACGCCAUUAAAUACUGCUAGGAUUUAAGAUGAUUUAUGACUUAUCUCAGACAACCAAGGCAGACAUGCUACCACAGGAGUUUAAGAUUAGGGCAUUAACCUUAUGUGCUUCAGUAGGAACAAACUACUUUAAAUUCAAGUACUAUGACUGAAACUGAAUUAUCUGGCUGUCCUAAAAAUUAACUCUGAGAUUUUCUGUCCACUCAGCAGAGUCAUACACACAGCACUUAACACCAGGUAUGGUACACUAGAUUACGCAACAAUAUAUUAAAGAUGACUGAAGUUGGAUCCUGGAUUCCAUACAAGUGAAAUGGCAAAAAAAUAAAAGAAUUCCAAGAUUUGCUGUUUUGCACCACUGAUAUUCUACCACCCAAUUCAUAUUAGCAGCACACUGUGAACAUCUCAAGAUUAGGAUGAAAGAGUCAGUUUGGUGUGCUGUGUGAGUGACGUUCCUUCCCUUACAAACAGUCCUCCAGCCUCUUCAAAACAGUACUGCUAUUUUGCAGCAAUAGAAGCUCAUUCAGGAUUUUGCGGCUGACUCAAAGCUACAAACGUCCGCUGAUUUAAAAGAAAGAAGGGAAGGUAAUUUCUGAAGUUAAAACCAAGCCCAAUAGUAAGUGGUUUCCAAGGUAUCAAAUUUCAUGCAAAAUGUAGAUGUUUGCAGGGGGCUUAACAAAAGAGCAGCAUUGUACUUUGUAAAUAAAAAAGUUUUGCAAUUAAUAAUGUAAUGGGUUGUGUUCUGUUCAUAAGACAAAAAGGUGUAUUUUAUGCAGAAAGAAAAUAUGUAGGUUGAGCCUUUCUAUAUUUUGAUUUAUUAUUAUUAUUAUUAUUAUUAUUAUUAUUAUUAUUAUUAUUAUUCAUACAGGCUAAACUUCAGACACAAAUAUUCCUUGCAGGAAAGAUGAAGUUAAUCUUUGUGGUCAUAGUUUGCUUCUGCAUUUUGGUGAACACACAAACAGGUAACUUUAUUGCAAUAGAUAUAUAUUGUUUCAACCCCUCCCCCCAUCAGUUACUUUCUUCAUUACAAUAUGCUUGGAAUAUGAUACAGCAUUCAAAUAUAAUGAAUGUUUAAUUUCCCGAUGUGCAGUGAGAGUUGAAACAUACUAUUCUUUUAUUACAGUAUUUUGAAAACCAGAAACUUAGCUGCUUAUUAGUUUUGUGGUGACGGAGCAGCAGCUCUUUGUAAAACUGUGACUUUUCACCGAGUGGCUGAUGAUGAAUUUCUUCCCUAAUUACAGGUGCCAGACCGAUCGAGGAUGAAGAAGGUAAAGGGAUUUUGUUUGUUUGUGGUUGUCUCGCUCAAUCCCAUCUCUAGUUUGUCUAAAAAUGGGAAUUCUUGCAAAUGUGAAGUUUGAUCAAAUGUCAGAGGAGAUUUGAAAGAAACUGAGCCCGCAUCAGACACCCCCAAGAAAACAUCAAUUCAACAUUUAGUAGGAACAGGAACUAAAACCUGCAAAUGCCAAAAUUACAAACACACAUAAAGGUUUUCCUUUUUAAGAAACUGUUCGCAAGGCAGAAUGUAAAUCACCAUAUGAAUUAGCACAAUCUGCAAUGAUACUGAAUUAAUAACAUUUAGGAUCGCUGCACCACUCCUGAAUCCGGAGUUGCAGAUGUGAAACAGUGCUGCCUCCAUCUAGUUUCUGAAGCUAGAACUUUGCAUCCUGGAACCAUGGAACCAGUUGCAGUCAGACAGAUGGCCAUUGAUUCCCCUGGCCAGAGCACAUUAAUCAAAUUGGCAGCACGGUGUUGAUUAAAGCUAAAUUAUAUGGCCGCAUCCAGCUGAACUUGAAAUUUAAGUAUUAUGUAGCACUAUUCACUCUCCUAGGGUUAUUUGGAUUUAUAUACCAUGCUUCAAAGGCCCACCAUGGAUUCUAUGACUUCAUAUUUCAAUGUUUCGGGGUCUGGUUGCUUUUUCUUUCAAUCUCCCCAAACAUUUGCUGCAAUCAGGAGGAGGAGAAAAGCAGCAUUCAACACAAUGAGAAGCAUAUUCAUGUAGCAGAAACACUCCCUCCACCCCAACCUGGUGUGUAUAAAACUGGAGUGUGGCCUCUGGUAGCACUUUUAUACAUAAAGAAGCUGCGAUUUAAGAGGAGACCUUGGAAACUGCAUGGAAUUUCCAUUUACUUCAUAGUUUUGGUAAAAGGAUCACCCAACCUUCUCAACAGGUGGUGCUAGUUGCCUGGUGAGAAAAAACACUAGAGGGUCCACGUUCUCUUUAAAUUGUAAAAAGCACUGGAUGGUGCCAGAGAUUCAGGGCCUAUUUUUAUUUCUUUUAAAUAUAUCUGUGGCCAAUAUUCAAAGGCAGCUAAUCUUUGGACCAAUAUGGUAGUGGGACCUGAAGACCUUCCUUCAUCUCCAUGGCUACCUUUAAUGGAUGCCACAUAUAGCUUGUGAUGUCAGGGCAACUUCUCAUACUAACUAAUCAGCACAUCCGUUCUGCAGCGACUGUUUUCCUGUUGUACCUUCUCUCUCACUCGCUUCACGACGGCGUAGCUCUAAACAGCAGCUUAAAAUACUUUGAAUAAAUAUGUUGGGAAACAGAUGCAAGCAGCAUACUGUUUAUUAAGGCAACUGUGCUAAAGGGUAGCACCAGCCCCAUUCAGGGAAUGCAACUAAAAGGUAUUUGUUUAGGUAGCAUGAGUCUUCAAUCCUAAAUGUCUUGGUUAUCAGGGGGAAAGAACCUCAUGCAUAUUUUGUUUUAGACCCCUACAGACAGCCUGCAAACAUGCCCUACUGGCCUUUCACAACCAACGAUUUCUGGGCAUAUGUGGAAUACUUCCGGAUCUUGGGAGCAUACCAUAGAAUCAAUGAGAUGGCCAGGACCUUCUUUGCUCAUCAACCUCUUGGAAGCACUCUUGGAUAUCAUGUCCCAGAUCAUGAGCACUAACUCACUUGGCGAUUCCCAACAAUUUCCAAUACCAACGGAUCACCAGAAUUACUUUUCUAACAACUGUGUUACUCCACUGCUUCUUUUAUAUCAAAUACGUAACUUCUGUUCCUGGUACUUCUAAUGUUAAUCUUAGUGUGGCCUCUUUUUUACUAGAC